Messenger RNA from Thalassophryne amazonica, 1398 nucleotides. It is a transcript of the gene acer1, whose product is annotated as alkaline ceramidase 1. Gene Ontology annotation, molecular function: hydrolase activity, acting on carbon-nitrogen (but not peptide) bonds, in linear amides. Lineage: Eukaryota; Metazoa; Chordata; Actinopteri; Batrachoidiformes; Batrachoididae. Bases 365 to 1192 code for a protein of 275 amino acids. Gene Ontology annotation, biological process: ceramide metabolic process. The transcript is spliced from 7 exons. The record is from RefSeq and is a predicted model, not a curated record. Gene Ontology annotation, cellular component: membrane.
UUUUCAAAAAUGUACACGCACACUACGUUAGUUGGAUGCUUUUAUUUUGAAAGUUUCCAUGUUGGGUUCUCGUGAAGCAGGUCAAACUGCUUCUAGAGGGAACCAGGUUUCGUCAAUCAGUCUGUCUGUCUGUGACAUUUAAAUGCUGUUUGUUCUCCUCUGCAAUGAGAGGGAGGGGGGAAAAAAAACCCCCAGCUCAUUUGGUCCUUUUCUGGCUGCUGACAAACUGGAUCAGUGUGAUGUGAAUUCAUUCAGUCAUUAGUGACGUCAUCCACAGGAGUGGUUUCAAGGUCCUCCCCUUCCACUCCACCUGUUGUCUCACCUGAAGAGCAACAUUAAAGUAUUGCAGCCUGACAGCAGCACCAUGGGAGGUUUCUAUUCCACUGAAACUAUAGCAAGAGUUUUCUCCUAUGAGAGUUCAGAAGUGGACUGGUGUGAAGACAACUACAAGCACUCACAGCUCAUAGUGGAGUACUUCAACACGAUGAGCAGCUUUAUUUUUUUCAUCAUAGCUCCUGUCAUGCUUUACCUUCUGCACCCUUAUGCUAAAGCUCGGAACCUGGCAAUCCACAUGGUUUGGGUCAUGAUGAUAUUUGUAGGUAUCUUCUCCGCAUACUUCCACAUGACUCUUAGUUUCGUUGGCCAGAUGCUGGAUGAGCUGUCAAUUGUGUGGGUGUUGGCGGUGGGAUAUGCUCUGUGGUUCCCCCGCAAGCUCUUCCCUUCUUUCAUAAAGGACAGGUCUACGUUUUCCAGACUAGUCAUGGCGAUUACAAUCAUCACUUCACUCUCAUCGUUUGUCAAACCAACGGCCAAUUCCUACGCUCUAAACUGCUUUGGCCUCCACCUGCUUUACAUUCUGGCUGGCGAGAUGAGAUGCUGCACUGACCAGAAGGCUCUCCAGCUGGCCAAACUGUCAGUGGGUUUGUGGGUGUUGGCCAUCACCUGCUGGAUUAGCGACCGUUUUGGCUGCAGUUUCUGGCAGAGUCUAAACUUUUGCUAUCUGCAUGGAAUCUGGCACAUCCUGAUCGUGAUAGCUGUGGCAUACGGCAGCACCCUGAUAGCUUACCUGGAUGCCAGUUAUGAGAUACCCUAUUCAUUGCCUGGACUGAAGUACUGGCCUUCUGAUAAGUGGGUUAUUGGAUUGCCUCAUAUUGUUCUGAACCGCAGUCCGAAGACAGAGAAGGAAUGCUAAUGAAGAUUUUUAUGCCAAAGUUUGGGGAAAGAAUGCAAUGAGACUUGAGUACUUGCAAAGGUUUUCAGCACCAUUGAGUUUAGAUAAAUAUUUGUUAUUUUCUGCUUCAGUGGGUCAGCAUAACAUCUAAUUUGAAAAGUCUAAAGAUCAUUAUUAUAAUGAAAUUCUAUUUUUUUUUACAUUAAUGAGACAUACUCAACUGUCAU